Molecule: messenger RNA, 957 nt
Organism: Ylistrum balloti
Lineage: Eukaryota; Metazoa; Mollusca; Bivalvia; Pectinida; Pectinidae
Product: kielin/chordin-like protein
Exons: 6
Coding region: 1-957 (318 amino acids)
Source: RefSeq, a predicted model, not a curated record
AUGUUACAUGUAUUGUGUGGAGCGUUUCUAUUUGUAACGGUAUACACGGAGUCCCGUGGGGCCGGAAUACAGCGGUCGGAUUCCAAGGACUGUCCAUUCCCCUGUACCCAGGGAGGUGUUCAUUACUGCUAUCCUUUACCUUGUCCUCUCCCACCCUGCUCCAAUCCUGUAACUACCCCAGGGGAAUGCUGUCCUCACUGUCCUAGCAUUACAGAUGGUCAUGACGUGGCGAACAAGACCUGCCUACACCCAUGUGAGGUAAACGGACAUCAUUUCUGUUUCCCUCCUCCGUGUCCCCUACCGCCAUGUGCCAACCCAGUGACCCGUCCAGGCCAGUGCUGUCAAACCUGUCCAGAAGGUAACAGCGUUGCGGUCGGUAAACGAGAGGAUUCUGACUGUGUCCAUCCGUGUACACAAGGUGGCGUCAAGUACUGUCAACCUAUACCGUGUCCCUUCCCACCCUGUGAUAAUCCUGUCACCACGCCAGGGGAGUGCUGUCCACACUGUCCUACAGAUGGUCAUGACGUGGCGAACAAGACCUGCCCACACCCAUGUGAGGUAAAUGGAAAUCAUUUCUGUUUCCCUCCUCCGUGUCCACCACCGCCAUGUGCCAACCCAGUGACCCUUCCCAGCCAGUGCUGUCAAACCUGUCCAGAAGACAACAUGGAGAAGGAUCAACAUCCGGUUCAGAGGUCACCUGAAUGGCCCGACCCCUGGAGAUGUUAUCCUCCUCCUCCCUGCCCUCCGCCCCCACCUCCUCCCUACUGUAACGUCAGCGUCAUCCAGCCAUACGAUCUUUGCUGUGAGGUUUGUGAAACAGCCUGUCCAAAUAGGUGUAAAUGGCUGGAUGAUAUAUGGUGCAAUCCCCCAGCCUGUCCACCUGUUCUGUGUCCGAACGCCACGUUGACAGAAGGUGACUGUUGUCCCCAUUGUGAAGCGGAUACUGACCACCAAUAG